Maniola jurtina (meadow brown) is the source of this 3532-nucleotide messenger RNA. Its product is annotated as G protein-activated inward rectifier potassium channel 3-like. Gene Ontology annotation, biological process: regulation of monoatomic ion transmembrane transport; potassium ion import across plasma membrane. Gene Ontology annotation, molecular function: inward rectifier potassium channel activity. The record is from RefSeq and is a predicted model, not a curated record. The transcript has 4 exons. NCBI's taxonomy places the organism in Eukaryota, Metazoa, Arthropoda, Insecta, Lepidoptera, Nymphalidae. Gene Ontology annotation, cellular component: plasma membrane. The coding region runs from base 419 to 1891 and encodes 490 amino acids.
UUGGCUUAGGUACCAUUGCACGCCUGCCAGUCAUAGCUAUCCAGGCGUUCUGAUCGCACGCAAGGGAUUAAUCCAAUCCUGGAACGAAAAGGAUUUUUUAUCUGUGAUGUGAAAGUUUACGAAACAAUCCCGUUGAUAACCUCAAAUCAUGCUAUCCGGCCAAUAUGACAUGAACUGUUGAUCAAAGAUAAAAAAAUCAUGUUGCAAUGAGAGUGACAAUCGUUUGUUUUGAAGGUGUUCGAUGUUCAGUUUUGAAAUUGUUUACGUGGAAACGAGAGAUGAUAUACUUCAAUGAUUUCCAAUAAACCGAUCAUCGAAACUACAAAAAUGAUCAACUAUGAACAAAUACAAAACCACGAACGCGUGACCUGACUAACGGAGCUUCAUACAGCAUCCAUACAUUGAAUAGACAGUAAAUAUGAGUGCAGAAGAUUCGUCCUCCUAUGAAAUGCAAGUAAGGAAAGAUGACGGACAAAAGGAAACAAAGUCAAAGCCCGGGCUUUCUGCUGGCAAGAUAUUCUACAAACCUGGUGUUAUUGAGGAGGCGACUGAUGAGACGAGUGUACUAGACAGCUCUGUCAUGGAGUCCCCUAUGUUGGGAGUUGGAUAUGGAGGCAGCGGGUUCCUAAGACCGCCAAUGCAGCACACAGCCAGUCUUCAUAGGAUACCUACAUAUAGCAGUUCUAUAGGUUACAGCACCGUGUACAGACAUGACUGCAGGAGUCGCUCGCACAGACACGGCGCUUCUAGAAGGACGAGACGACGGGCGGUUCUUAAAAAUGGCGAAUGUAAUAUUCUCAAGUCACGGAUCUCACAACGGCGUUUGCGGUUCCUUCAGGACAUGUUCACGACACUCGUGGAUGCGCAGUGGCGAUGGACUUUACUUGUAUUUACGCUCUCCUUCAUAUUGUCCUGGCUGGGAUUCGCUCUUAUUUGGUGGCUGAUUGCAUUCACACAUGGGGAUCUUGAGCUGGAUCAUCUGCCGCCUAUGCAGGACAGCAACGGCUGGAAGCCUUGUGUUUUUAAUAUCUACGAUUUUACCUCAUGUUUCUUGUUCAGUAUUGAAACGCAACAUACCAUCGGCUAUGGUGCCCGUACGACCACAGAAGAAUGUCCAGAAGCUAUAUUUAUAAUGUGUCUACAGAGUAUAGUGGGAGUAAUGAUUCAAGCUUUCAUGGUGGGAAUCGUGUUCGCCAAAAUGACGAGACCCAAGCACAGGACACAAACACUUUUGUUCUCGAAAUACGCUGUUGUUUGUCAGAGGGACGGUGAAUUAUGUUUAAUGUUCAGAGUCGGUGACCUGAGGAAGUCUCAUAUCAUCGGUGCCAGCGUUAGGGCUCAAUUAAUUCGCUCCAGGACGACAAAGGAAGGAGAACUUUUGUCGCAUUAUCAGACGGAAUUAGAACUGAAUGCAGACGGUUGUGACAGUAAUCUUUUCUUCAUCUGGCCCAUAACGAUGGUGCAUCGAAUAAAUGCGAACAGUCCCUUCUACGGGGUGUCUGCUGCGGAUGUACUUCAAGAAAAGUUUGAGAUCGUAGUUAUUUUGGAAGGAACAAUCGAAUCGACGGGUCAAACGACGCAAGCGCGUUCUAGUUAUACGACAAGUGAAAUAAUGUGGGGACACAGAUUUGUGCCGUUAGUGUCAUACAAUCGUGAACGUCAGGGGUACGAAGUAGAUUAUUCUAAGUUCGACGAGACCACGCAAGUCGACACGCCGCUGUGUUCCGCUAAGGAGCUAGACGAGUUCUACGGGACCCAAGCUGAUCGGAGAUCAAUCGAGAGCACGGAUCAUUUGGUGCUUAAGUUGCCCGAGCGUCCCGCCCGCCCUGAAAGCCCCGCCCCAGCGCCCAAAGCCGAACAGAAGAACGGCGACUUCACUGUCACACUAUAGAAAAAGUGGACUCCAGUACAUAUUGGCCCAAUGCUUUCGGCAUGUGUUGAUUAAUGUAAACGUAAAAGGCCCAUUUUGGACAAGGUUUGGCCAUCAAUGUGAUAAAUAGACUGUACUAUAAAAGUAUUUAUUUAGUAGAUAACUGAAAUAUUGCUGAACUGAAAAUGCCCUGAAAAAACCCCUUGGCAGAAAAACCCUUCGGCCAAUAUAAUUUGAUGUUUUUUGGAAAUCCAGGCAAAUUGACAAAAUACACCCACCACAUCUUCCACCGUGUUGCCCCGUACAUAUUCGCCGAGUGCGUUGUGCCAAUGUGUACGAGACAAGGUUUUGUAGAUGGAUAGUAAUCGAUUGCAUGGAUGAGAUCCUAUAAUUAAAUGGACUGUAACUAUAUCAUCAUUUCUCAAUCUUGAGUGACCCCUAUAAGACUUGUAUUUAUUUCGUGAUUGUGUUAAAUAAUAAAUAUACAUUCUUUUUGAAUUAUAAAUAUGAUACCAUUAUAUACCUUUGACCUCAAAUAUAUUGUGACUUGUGAAGCAUAUUUUUCAUUUUUUGAAAUAUGCUAUUUAAACAUAUCUAAUAAUAUUAGGUUAUUAACAUAUUACUACAUAUCCAUUUAAGGGGUCAUAAUAUUCGUACCUGAUUUGUGUAGGGGUCGCAAUACUGUUAAAAAAAGUUGUAAAACAAUGGCUGAAACUAAACAGCGUUGAAUGGCCACAAUACUUUUUGAAACCAGUUCAGAACAAAAAAUGGAGCUGUGAUGAAAUAUUUAGUUUUUAUUUUCAAUGCAUAAAUUUUGGUUACCAAAUCAUUAACAAUUAAAGUACUUUAUUUUCAUGAGAAAUAUAAUAAUGAAGAAUGUUAAGUAUAUAAACAUAUUUAAAAUAAGCCUUUUUAUAUACAAAUAACGUUAUAUUACAAUAAUUCUUACUUUUUAUAUAAAUUAAAGAGCCUAGAGCCGUAGAGCGGCUGGUCCAACUCUACUUUUUAAAUUUUCUAUGUACAAGUAAAACGUAAGAUCUGAAUUAUUGAUGUUACAACCUAAUAUUAUAAUAACUAGUCAGCUGAUUCAUAUAUUAUGAAGUACAAAUCUUACAGGAAGUUUUAAUUUCCUAAAACAAGUUUCGAAAGGAAAAUAAAGAUCGUAAGUGAAGGUUGUGCGAAAAUUUAAACAGCAUUCCAAUAUAUUUUUAUAUAAAAAAAUUAUUUAGCUAUUAAAAUAUUAUGUAUUUAAGAAUCUCGCUCGAAAGGAAAGUAUUUAUUAAAGUAAAAUGUUUACGGUCUUCCUGAAAGGUUGUGUAUAUUAAAUAUACGAAAUAUAUUAAAAAUACAUUCCAAAAUAAUAUGAUAGCGAUUAUUAUAUAGGUUUGAAUGUAAAAUGCAAUAACAUUUAUUUAGCUUUAAGAUUAUAAUAAGUGCCUAUUUGAAAAUAUAAUAUCAGUUACCAUUUACAUGAUAUAUUAUAGAAAAUUAUAUAAAUUAAAUUAUUUUUUGAUGUUGGCAUUUUGUUAUCAAUAUUUAAAUAAAUAUUUUAUUGUAACAAUGUUUGUGUCGUCAUAAUAUAACAAGAGAUAGCAAUCGCAGUUUGUAUGAAUAAAUCUCCUUCGAUGUAAAUAUUGAAUGAAUAAUUUAUGUUGUUAUGUU